Molecule: messenger RNA, 1555 nt
Organism: Harmonia axyridis
Lineage: Eukaryota; Metazoa; Arthropoda; Insecta; Coleoptera; Coccinellidae
Product: G2/mitotic-specific cyclin-B2-like
Exons: 2
Coding region: 204-1436 (410 amino acids)
Biological process (GO): regulation of cyclin-dependent protein serine/threonine kinase activity; mitotic cell cycle phase transition
Cellular component (GO): cytoplasm; cyclin-dependent protein kinase holoenzyme complex; nucleus
Molecular function (GO): cyclin-dependent protein serine/threonine kinase regulator activity
Source: RefSeq, a predicted model, not a curated record
AAAAGCCGUUGCGAUAUUAGUACGUUUUAUGUGUUUGUAGUAUACUUCUAGUUUCAGUUUAUAUAGUUAUAAAUAUAGAUUGUGAAAUUAAAAUUUAAACAUAGUUGUCAUAGAUACUUUUGCUGUCUUAUUUUGAAAAUCUCUUCUACUGAAAGUGGAAUGAAAACUAUCUUUUAUUUCUGGAACUAAAAUCAGUUUGAAGGAUGGAAUCCAGAAGAUUAAGAAUACCUCUAAUCAGUGACCAGCAUCGUGAAAAUGUUAUAAUCGGUAAAAAAGUAAAUAACAGUACACAAGCAAAAUUCCCUACAUGCAGACCUGCGCUUCGAGAUCUCAGCAAUAAAAUUGGAUCACAGAUAUCUAACAAUGGACCUUCAAAAAAUAUUGUGAAAAAGCCUCUUGUGAAAGCAAUCCCAAAUAUUGACUCUACUAAUGAUAAAAUAAAUAAACUUAAAAUUUCAACUAAUAAAGUUGAAACUAAUACAACAAAAAACAAGCCGGUAAAGCCUAUAGCACCCCCUAAGCCAUUAAAGAAGCAAGAAAGUUUAAUUACUAUACCACCUGCAUAUUCUUCAAAGCAGUUAGUUAUUUAUGAUCCUGAUGAAAAUACUAGAAAAGAUGUUUGUUCAGUGACCGAAUAUGUAGAGGACAUAUUUUCAUAUCUUCGUGAAAUGGAGGCAAUGUACAAAAUUGAAAAAGAUCAUUUAGAGGACCAUAAGACAACACCCUCAAUGAGAUCAACUUUAGUAAAUUGGCUGAUAGAACUUCAAAUAAAUUUUAAACUCAAUAUGGAAACUUCCCAUAUGUGUGUAUCUCUCUUAGACAGAUAUCUUCAGGUGAAAAAGGACAUUGGCAGAGAAACUCUUCAGCUUGUGGGAGUUGCUGCUUUAAUGAUUGCCUGCAAGUACGAAGAGGUUUACAUACCUGAAGUUAGUGAUUUUGUUUAUGUAUGUGACGAUUCAUUCUCAGCACGAGAAAUCUUAGCAAUGGAACGCAAUAUUUUAGCAACUUUGAAGUUUGGUUUGGGGAAACCAAGUUCUAUUCAUUUUCUGAGGAGGUAUAGCAAGAUUGCAAGAGCUGAUCUACCACAACAUUCUCUUGCAAAGUAUUUAUUAGAAUUGGCAUUAAUUGAUUAUGAAAUCAGCCAUGUUCCACCAUCUUAUCAAGCUGCUGCAGCAUGCUGUCUGGCUAUUGCUAUCUUAACUGAUGAAAUGGAUUUAUCAAAGAUCUGGUCCCCAACACUAGUGCAUUAUACAACAUACAAACUUUCUGAUUUUAGACAUAUAAUUCGUAGAUUUGCUAUAUUAUUAGAUAGAGAAGAAAAAUCCAAAUAUCAAGCUGCAUCAGUAAAGUAUGCUUCAGCUUCAAACUAUAAAAUAAGCACUAAUCCAAAACUGAAAUGCAAACUUGUGAAGAAACUACUUUUAGAAAAAAAUUGAGGUAUGUUAGUUUUAUAUAUAUAAGAUAUUAACGUAUAUUGAUAUUUAGAUUUUAUAUUUUAUGUGUGAGUGUACAUUUUAAUUUCUUUUUCAAGAUUUAAUAAAGAUCAUCCAGAAUA